Molecule: messenger RNA, 1550 nt
Organism: Salpingoeca rosetta
Lineage: Eukaryota; Choanoflagellata; Craspedida; Salpingoecidae
Exons: 1
Coding region: 54-1550 (498 amino acids)
Source: RefSeq, a predicted model, not a curated record
CCGCGCUAACCGCUGUGCAUGUGUCACUGCCAUUUGAACAAGGAACACCAACGAUGCUGCGCAGGUUGAGGGGUUGGAGGCGAGAAAAGAGAAAAGGUGGUGGUGGUAGUGACAAGGAGGGAAAGGAGGAAGAAGAGGAUCCGCUGUUUGUGGAGCGGCAGGAUGGCGGGCCCAUCAACUGGGAGCUCUUGACCACGAUCCUGUCCCAACUGCAACAGCAACCAUACACCCCCAAGGAACAGCAGCAGGAGGACAUGGAAGAGGCUGAGCAAGCGGCAACACGAGACGGUGGUGUAACGGGGGAAGAAAAAACACAAGAGGAAAGCGACAAGGGCGGGCAGGGGAGCAGCAGCAGUGAACCGCAUGAUGCACAGCAGACGGUAGAAGGUGAGACAGCCAGCCCCGACGACGACACCAACCACAACAACAGCCUAAACGGCACCCAGAACGGCAGCGAGCAUGACAACGCGGCAAGCAGCAACGACGAUGACGCCACCACUGCCAAAAACAACACCACAAGCAGCAACGACGAUGACGCCACCACUGCCAAAAACAACACCACAAGCAACAACGACGAUGACGCCACCACUGCCACAAACAACGCUGCCAUGAGAAGUGGGGAUGACGAGAGCCAUCAAGGCGAUGGAUCCACCACCGCGGGUUCGCUGCCGUCCGUGGCAGAGCGAGGCGUCUCGCUGGAAUAUCUGUUCCAGUGGUGGAAGGAGCACAAGGACAAGCUGCCAGAGGACAUCACAACGCGGGAGGUCGUGGACAAGGUGAUUCGCCCCGCAACGGAAGACGCGAAGCAGUGCCUGUGGACGCAGGUGCCAGAAGACCACCGCAGCGUCCCCACGGCGGCCGUGUCACACACGUGGAACUACACCAUGGCGUUUCUGAUGGACAUGCUUCACGCGAGCAAGCACACCGGCCACGCGCCGCUGAGCGGGCACACGUACGUCUGGCUCGACAUCUUCGCGCUGGUGCAGCACGCGGACGGCACGAGCGUCCAGCGCGAGGAGAUUUCUCAGCUGGGCGCCGUCUUUGGCGAGAAGGUGCGCACUGUUAUCCAGGUGCUACCGCCAUCCAGGGGCAUCAUGAUGCGCAACUUUGGGCUGCGCCAGCGCAAGCGGGCGGGCGACCUCGGCGCAUUUGACCGCGCGUGGUGCAUCUUCGAGCUUGCGCGGGCGGUGGCCAGUGGGGCCACGUACCACGUGGCGUGCCCGGACAGCAACACAGACUACCAGACGCCGUUCAACUUUGCUGGCGCGUGGCAGCCGUAUGCGUCCGACGCGCUGUACCAGAGUGACAAGGAGAACAUCGACAGCCUGGUGCUGGAGGCGUUUGGCACGUGGAACACGCUCAAGGCCGUGGUGGUGAUGGUGAUGUUGAAAGCAAACAACGUGGGUCCCAUCUUCAGGUGGGACGCAAACGUGCCCACCAUGUAUGCCAAGUGGGAGGAUGCCUUUCUCGGGUCUGAGGAGACAUCGUGGUCUCGCUUUAUCCAAAUCUACAGAACAUUCUACCACGACGAGCUCCCCCGCGCAAGCUGA